Molecule: messenger RNA, 1257 nt
Organism: Cyclocybe aegerita
Lineage: Eukaryota; Fungi; Basidiomycota; Agaricomycetes; Agaricales; Hemipholiotaceae
Source: the annotation of a GenBank genome assembly
AUGUUCCUCUCGCGUCUGCGCCAGAUCUAUGCUCGUUAUAUGCACGCAACAGUCGAGUUCACCACCCAGGUCCUGAAAUGUGAUCCCUCUAGCAUAUCCUUCCCACCUACCUCUGACCAGCCAGAAAUUACUUCUCAAGAAACUCUUGACGCGUUAAAGACCGCCGUGCACAACCUUGUCGACCUCAACCAGACCGUAGUUUUCCCAACAGAAACCGUCUAUGGUCUCGGUGCGCUGGCACUGGUCAGCAAUGCAGCCUCCAAGAUAUUUUCUACCAAGGGCCGGCCGCCCGACAACCCAUUAAUUGUCCAUGUAUCCUCAAUCGCUAUGCUCAACUCCCUCCUUCCACCCGGCUACACCAUCCCGAAAACCUACCAGAUCUUGAUGAAGCACUUCUGGCCAGGGGCCCUGACCCUCCUCUUCCCUCGCAACGCGGACGUCGUACCCACGAUCAUCACAGCCAGCCAACCCACCGUGGCCAUCCGCAUGCCCUCCCAUCCUGUCGCCCGAGCACUCAUCGCCAUCGCCAAUGCGCCUCUCGCAGCCCCUAGUGCCAACACCUCUGGAAAACCCAGCCCAACGCGCGCAGAGCACGUUCAUCGCGACUUGAACGGCAAAGUGGGUCUCAUUCUCGAUGGAGGAGCAUGUGGCGUCGGUCUGGAGAGCACGGUCGUCGAUGGGCUGCAUGAUGAUGGGAACGUACGGGUGCUACGUCCAGGUGGUAUCACCGUGGAGGACAUCGAGAGGGCGCUCAGGAAGGAGAUCCACGACGUCGCCAAGGUCGCCAAGGUCCUUGUACACAAGCGCGACUAUGCCGACGAAAAAAUCGAAGCCGCCCCGACGACGCCAGGGAUGAAAUAUCGACAUUACUCGCCGUCCGUUCCAGUCACUCUCCUCCUUACAGUCCCAAGUCUCUCCGGCACGCAGACGUCUGUACAACUUAGUGGAUACAUCGACUCCCUGCAGAAAGAAACCCCCGGGAAGGAUUUGAAGAUCGGUGUACUUGCUGCAACGGAUUCAAAGAUUUGGAAUUCUCUAGACUCUAUAGAUGGCGUCGCCUGGUACCGUUAUCCACUGGGACUGAUAUCAGAACCCUCUGUAAUUGCGCACCGCCUGUUUGACGGGCUACUUACAUUAGAAAAGGACGGCGUCCAGCAGAUGCUUGUUGAAGAGGUUGAAGAAACUAGAGAGGGCCUGGCGGUCAUGAACCGCAUUCGGAAAGCCGCCAGCGAUACUAUACGCGUUACGCUGAGUUGA